This is a messenger RNA of Cuscuta epithymum, 2747 nucleotides long. Lineage: Eukaryota; Viridiplantae; Streptophyta; Magnoliopsida; Solanales; Convolvulaceae. The record is from the annotation of a GenBank genome assembly.
CCUUGAUUAUGCGGUCUAAGUAGCGACUUGGUAUUUUUUUGUUCAUCUAACCAAACAAUAUUUCGACGUCUCAGUUACUCUGCUCCAGCACUGCUUGUCUGCUAUACACUUUCAUCUUAGCCAUCAUAAAUUGCGGCCCUUUCAAAAAAAUUGAGGUUUCAGUUCUUUCUCGAUAGAAGUAAGAGAUUUAAGCAUGCACCUGGUGCCAGUAUAAGCUUAUGGAUCAUCAUUCUGAUCAACCGCUUCCUCCUGGAGUCCAACGUGUUUCAUUUUCUUCACACCUCCUGCCAGAAACUGCACAUUCAACUCCACCUGUUCUGAAUAAUGAUAAUAUUAAAAACCCUUCUCACUCUCAUGAGGGAAGUCUUUUUCCUAUCACUCCUAAUGGAAUUGGGUUUUCACCUCCUGAAAGCUUGAAACCACAUUCCACAAGUUCAUGUCAAAUUCAUCAUACACAUGCUAUGAAUGUGGUAUCCCAAAUGCCAAAUAGCUCUCAAUCUGUUCCGGUUCCUUCCUUAAUGUAUUCCGGUGGCUCUCCACUGCACCCAGAAAACACCAAUGACAUUGAUAAUUCUGUUCAAAGUGCUGUUAUGCGUGAACAGGAAAUUGCCACCCAAAAAGUCAUACAAAAUCAAAGAGAAGCGAGAUCUAUUGGUGAGCACAGGGAUAACACAGACCUUUUCUCUGGCAGUCAAGACCCCAAUACUUUAAAGGAGCAUUUACUGAAAAUUACUGCAGAGCAUCGUACUGAAAUGGCCUUGAAGCAUGGAAGGCCUGUGUCAAACAAAGAAGCAGUCAGUCCAUGCAAUUUUGGACGCGAUUUUCACUAUGGGUCAUCUGGAAACAGUCUCUUUGUGCUUUUGUACAGGGGCAAUAUGGAAAUUGGGAAUGGGUAUGGUGUUCCUGGUGGUGGUGCUUAUUAUGGUUCUCUGAAGACGAGCAUCAUUACCUCCAAUCCUGUCCUUGGCCAUUCAACAAAUGAGUCCAACCCAGAGUGCAGCGGGGGUUCUGGAUGUAAUUCUGCAACUAAAGAGUUGCCUGAAUUUCUCAAAAAGAAAUUGAGAGCUAGGGGUAUUCUGAAGGGCGAUCCAACCAUGGAUUAUACCCCGCCUUCCAAUAGAUCAGACAUGUUGCCAUCUCAGAAGAUGCUGCUUUCAGAAUUGCCUCCAGGGUGGAUUGAAGCCCAUGAUCCUGCAAGUGGUGUGGCGUACUAUUAUGAUGCAAAUACAGGAAAAAGUCAGUGGGAAAAGCCUAUACCUCCACAGAUUCCUGAAAAUUGGCAAGAGCUUGUUGAUGAAACAACAGGUCAAAAGUAUUACUAUAACACCUUGACCAAUGUAUCUCAAUGGGAGAACCCCUUUACCUUCAAGCAGACUGCCCUACAGUUGCAUGAUGCAAAUACAACUACAAAUAUGGGGCAACAGUCAUCCAUAUUGCCAAAGUGCAAGGGAUGUGGUGGAUGGGGCGUGUCCCUUGUGCAAUCAUGGGGGUACUGCAGACACUGCACCAGAGUUCUUAACCUUCCCCAGAGUCAGUAUCUGUUGGAAAAUGCUGAAAGCAAACAGCACACAAAUGCUUCAGGCCCAAAGGAAGAUUCUGAGAAGAAAUUUCAGAAGCAGAGGUCUAGUUUCAAACCACCCACAGGAAAAGGUGAUCGGCGAGACAACCGCAAGCGUACACACUCUGAGGAUGAAGACUUGGAUCCUAUGGAUCCAAGCUCUUACUCAGAUGCCCCCAGGGGUGGUUGGCAGGGUUGUAGGACUAAAAGGAGUGCAACCACGGGCAGCCGACACAACUGCCACUGGUCCGCUCUUUCAACAGCGACCGUACCCAUCGCCUGGAGCGGUAUUGCGGAAAAAUGCUGAAAUUGCAUCAUCACAAAAGAAAACGCCUAAAUCGCAUAAUAUGAUGGCCGCAAUAUCAAAGAGAGGUGAUGGUAGUGAUGGACUGGGGGAGGCUGAUUGAGCAGUCUUGUACUCUUGUGUGAAACUUGUUUGCUAACAUCCGUCUGGAAUUAAUUUAUACGGAGUAGUUACUACAUAACCUUGUGUAAAUUAAUGCUGACAUCCAGUCCUGCAUAUGACACCACACCAAAAAAAAACUUUUUUAUUAUAUUAUUAGUGCAAAUUUAAUUUGUUACUAUCCCUACUAAAUAAAAUUUUGAUGGAGUCCGAUCCAGACAUGAACUGAGACAGUUUUUAUACAGAAAACUGGGCCGACCAGUGGUUCUGGUAAUCUGGUUAUUGGGAAUGUUUGGGUCUGGUUCCAACAUCCAAAUAGGCCCAGACCAGCUACUUUAAUUUUUUAAUUUAAAGGGAAAUUCUAUGCACGGGUCUCCAAAUUACUAAUUACGGCCUUCAAAUUAAAUAUUAAGAAAUAAAUUUAUUUUGAAUAUCUAAUUUGCCCUUGUAAUAAUAGUACGGCAGUACACCUCCAUACAAUUUUAUGAAGCCUCCAUGACUCCAUCCACACUAUCGCAAGUCUUUAGAUCUAUUUCACAGAUUGUUAAGUGACGAUGUGUUUUUACAUUUCUUAAUCCAUUUAAUCAUUUAUUACUUUUUGGUGCGUACACAAACACGCAUACAACUUAUAUAUAUAUAUACGGAGUAUAUACAGGGGCGGACCCAGGAAAUUCAUCUUGGGAGGGCGGUAGUUCAAACAAAAAAAUUCUCUAGGGGUUGAAAAUUAUUUUUCGUAUAUAUAUACACUAAAAAUUUGUUGUUGGAGGGGCGGUAGCCUCCUUGAGU